CAUGUCCGCGCGCCGGAACGAAGCGGUGCAGUUGCAAACUGCUUGGGAAACGGCGGAGUCAUUCGGAGUUUUCAGCGAAAUCGUGCAAAUUUUUGACAACCGACGCGAUGACGGCGAGAUACGACAGGGCGAUCACGGUAUUUUCACCGGACGGCCAUCUGCUCCAAGUGGAAUAUGCUCAAGAGGCUGUGAAAAAGGGUUCGACAGCGGUUGGUGUACGUGGGGCUGAUGUAGUAGUUUUAGGUGUGGAGAAAAAGUCAGUGGCUAAAUUGCAAGAAGAGCGCACAGUACGCAAAAUAUGUCUCCUGGAUGAUCAUGUAGUUAUGGCCUUUGCAGGUUUGACUGCUGAUGCAAGAGUGUUAAUCAAUCGUGCGCAAAUUGAAUGUCAGAGUCACAAAUUAACUGUAGAAGAUCCUGUUACCUUGGAAUAUAUAACAAGGUAUAUUGCAGGCUUAAAACAGAAAUAUACACAAAGUAACGGCCGUAGACCUUUUGGAAUCUCCUGCCUCCUAGCUGGAUUUGAUUACGAUGGUGUGCCACAUCUAUAUCAAACAGAACCAUCAGGAAUAUAUUACGAGUGGAAGGCAAAUGCGACGGGUCGCAGUGCCAAAACUGUACACGAAUUCUUGGAAAAGUAUUACACUAUGGAAGAGGUGUCGACAGAAAAGGGCUCUAUAAAAUUAGCAAUUAGAGCAUUACUUGAAGUAGUUCAAUCUGGACAGAAGAAUUUGGAAAUAGCAGUGAUGCGACGCGGAGAGCCGUUACAGAUGUUAGAUACAGACACUAUAGGCGAAUACGUGACGGAGAUCGAAAAGGAGAAAGAAGCAGAAGCUGAAAAGAAAAAACAGAAAAAGUGAUGUGUCAUGAUACAUGUCUAUUAAUAUUAAUUUUUUCGUAAAAUAAAAAUGCUACAGUUAGAUAAAGGACAGAGAAAUGAAACUCGACGAAAUUGCGAAACUUUUUUAUUCGUACUAUUUACUGUCACAAUUGUGUGAAAUGUGUAUGCAAAACCACUCGUCGUGUUUGAGAUCUCGUAAUUUGAAUUAAUUACAGAGGAAGAUCAAUUUGGUGUCACUUGUUUUUAGCAAUAAAUCAUUAAUUGAA
This is a messenger RNA of Harpegnathos saltator (Jerdon's jumping ant), 1104 nucleotides long. It is a transcript of the gene Prosalpha4, whose product is annotated as proteasome alpha4 subunit. The coding region runs from base 108 to 857 and encodes 249 amino acids. Gene Ontology annotation, cellular component: proteasome core complex; proteasome core complex, alpha-subunit complex. Gene Ontology annotation, biological process: ubiquitin-dependent protein catabolic process. The record is from RefSeq and is a predicted model, not a curated record. The transcript is spliced from 6 exons. Lineage: Eukaryota; Metazoa; Arthropoda; Insecta; Hymenoptera; Formicidae.